Molecule: messenger RNA, 2726 nt
Organism: Acipenser ruthenus (sterlet)
Lineage: Eukaryota; Metazoa; Chordata; Actinopteri; Acipenseriformes; Acipenseridae
Gene: plod3
Product: procollagen-lysine, 2-oxoglutarate 5-dioxygenase 3
Exons: 18
Coding region: 50-2269 (739 amino acids)
Biological process (GO): peptidyl-lysine hydroxylation
Cellular component (GO): endoplasmic reticulum
Molecular function (GO): iron ion binding; procollagen-lysine 5-dioxygenase activity; procollagen glucosyltransferase activity
Source: RefSeq, a predicted model, not a curated record
UUUUUCUCCGUUUCCGUUUUCUGCGAGGAAUUUGCAACAGUAUCGCCGGAUGAGCAGCGGAGCAAUGGAUGUUGCAAUGAAAUUCCUGGUCUGUGCAAUAUUUUUGGGGGCGAUAACAUCAGUGAAAGCUGCAGACCGUAAAUCCAUACCUUCAGAGAACCUGCUGGUUAUAACGGCAGCUACGAGAGAGACGGACGGGUUCAAGCGCUUCAUGAGAACAGCCAGGCAGUUUAACUACACAGUCAAGGUCCUGGGCCUGGGGGAGGACUGGAAGGGUGGGGACGUGGCUCGCACUGUCGGGGGCGGUCAGAAGGUGAGGUGGCUGAAGGAGGAGAUGGAGCAGCACGCUGAGAGGGAUGAGCUGGUGGUGAUGUUUGUAGACAGCUACGAUGUCAUCUUUGCUAGCAGCCCUCGGGAGCUGCUGUUGAAGUUUCAGCGCUUCAAUCACCGGGUGGUUUUCUCGGCCGAAGGGUUCUGCUGGCCGGACCAGAAGCUUGCGUCCAAAUACCCCCCCGUUUACAACGGCAAGCGGUACCUCAACUCCGGAGGGUUCAUUGGCUAUGCGACUGACCUCAGCCGGCUGGUUCAGUCAUGGUCAUUCCGUGAUGAUGAUGAUGACCAGCUGUUCUACACCAACAUCUACCUGGACCAGGUCCAGCGGGAAAAAUACAACAUGACACUAGACCACAAGUCAAAGAUAUUUCAGAAUCUCAACGGCGCUGUGGAGGAGGUGGUGCUGAAGUUCGAGAAGGGGCGUGUCCGAGCCAGAAACGUGGCCUAUGACACGCUUCCUGUCGUCAUCCACGGAAACGGCCCCACCAAGCUCCAGUUGAACUACCUGGGGAACUACGUACCGUCUGCCUGGACUCACGAGGGGGGCUGUGAGAUCUGCAAUGAUGACCUGCUGGACCUCACGCAGCUCCAGGACGAGGAGCUCCCGCAGGUUUGGAUCGGUGUGUUCAUCGAGCAGCCCACACCCUUCUUCCCAGAGUUCCUGGAGAGGCUGGUAACCAUGGACUACCCGAGCGACAAGAUCAGCCUGUUCAUCCACAACAACGAAGUUUAUCACGAGAAGCACAUUCAGGCCUUCUGGGAAAAACACAAGGACAAGUUUCACAAAACCAAACUGAUCGGACCGGAGGAGAAUCUGAAGCACGGCAAGGCCAGGAACAUGGGCAUGGACUCCUGUCGUCAGGACCCGCAGUGUGAUUACUACCUCAGCAUCGACGCAGACGUGGCGCUGAUCAACCCAGAGAGCCUGAAGAUCCUGAUCGAAGAGAACAAGUCUGUGAUUGCUCCCAUGAUGUCUCGCUCUGGGAAGCUCUGGUCUAAUUUCUGGGGCGCGCUCAGCCCUGAGGGGUACUACUCCCGAUCAGAGGAUUACAUCGACGUGGUGCAGGGCAAGAGAGUGGGUGUGUGGAACGUGCCCUACAUCACGCAGGUGUACCUGGUGAAGGGGCGCACCCUGCGCAGGGAGCUGGCCCAGAGAGACAUGUUCACCCAGGAGGGCAUGGACCCCGACAUGGUGUUCUGCAGGAACGUGAGGGAGCAGGGAGUCUUCAUGUUCCUCACUAACAGGGAUGAGUUUGGCAGGCUGGUCUCCACAGCCAAUUACAACACGAGCCGUCUCCAUAGCGACAUGUGGCAGAUCUUCGAGAACCCGUUGGACUGGAAGGAGAAAUACAUCCACGAAAACUAUUCAAAAAUAUUCGAGGAAGACGGUACAGUGGACCAGCCCUGCCCAGAUGUAUACUGGUUCCCUGCUUUCUCUGAUAGGAUGUGCGACGAGCUCGUGGAAGAAAUGGAAAAUUUCGGCCAGUGGUCAGGAGGCAAACACACGGACGAGCGUUUAUCGGGGGGUUAUGAGAACGUUCCCACCGUCGAUAUCCACAUGAACCAGAUCAGCUUCGAAAAGGAAUGGCUGAAAUUCCUGAAGGACUACAUCGUUCCCGUCACGGAGAAACUCUACCCAGGAUACUAUCCCAAGGCCCAAGCUGUAAUGAACUUUGUGGUUCGGUACCGUCCAAACGAACAGCCUUCUCUCCGCCCCCACCAUGAUUCCUCCACGUUCACCAUCAACGUGGCUCUCAACAGCAAAGGACAAGACUACCAGGGGGGUGGCUGUCGAUUCCUUCGCUACAACUGCAGUGUCGAAGCCCCCAGGAAAGGGUGGUCUUUCAUGCACCCUGGGCGCCUGACGCAUUACCACGAGGGCCUGCCCACCACGCAGGGCACCAGAUACAUCAUGGUCUCUUUCGUGGACCCCUAAUCUCGAGAGGGUGUGGGAGGGAGACCUGAGUUUAUAUCAUACAGGUGGAGAGGAAACUGACACCAUUUUGGCUCCAACAUGGUUAGGAUUGUGGAUUAAGCUGAAGAGCAGAUUGAGCCAAAAUGGCGGACAUCAGGCUACAGUUUCGUCAUCCCACCCUCCAUUCCUUUCGUAGGUUGAUCAGAGGCAAUUUCUAAUGGAAAAUUCCAAUCACUUAGUUUUGAGGUUGCUGUAUCAAAACGGAAUCCAAGGAAUGAAUCCGAAUCCGGAACAAGCCAGGAGAAUUCCGGAAUUCCAGAUUCCUAAUCGUGUGUGUGUGUGUGGUUUUUUUUUAUUUUUUAAAUGAUCAUUAAAACUAUUUUAAUAGUAAUAUUAAUAAAGAUACUGCAGUUGUAUUUUUGGAGAAAUAUAUAUAUAUUUUUUUUGACAAUAAAAGUCCCGUCGUCCCCCCCCCCCC